This is a messenger RNA of Acanthochromis polyacanthus (spiny chromis), 7807 nucleotides long. It is a transcript of the gene pcdh12, whose product is annotated as protocadherin 12. Gene Ontology annotation, biological process: homophilic cell-cell adhesion. The record is from RefSeq and is a predicted model, not a curated record. Lineage: Eukaryota; Metazoa; Chordata; Actinopteri; Pomacentridae. Gene Ontology annotation, cellular component: plasma membrane. Gene Ontology annotation, molecular function: calcium ion binding. The transcript has 5 exons. The coding region runs from base 446 to 3973 and encodes 1175 amino acids.
ACAUCCAAACUUCUCUCAGUCGGAGCCAAACUUCAGAGAGUGGAGGAGGCUGAAGAGGGAGGCCGACAGCUGUAUGAGUGAGUAACAACUGCAGGCAGACAGAAUGAAGAAAGAGAGGAUGAUAUCUUAAUUGUAGGUUUCUAUAAUUGUGUCCUGACCAGGCUUCUAGGUAUUUACUUGAGAAAACCAACACUUUUGGUUUGUGGUUGUUUGUCUUGUGAGAAGAGACUGUGGAUUAUAUUGAAGAAAAACUGGAUUUUCUGAUCGUUUUACCUGGAAAUCAUUAUUUUUUUCACUUGUGAUUCCAUACUAGACAUUUUUAGAGUCAGUUUAUUGCCGUUUUCUGACUCAUAUUUUAUGUUGAAGCCAAUUUGGAGUCUUUUUUUAUUUUAAAGACAUGCUAAUUUAGCCAGUAGACAGGACAUUUUUAUUACUUCACGUCAUUAUGCUGCUGGCUCUGCUUCUGGUUCUGAGCCUUCAUUCGGAGGUUUUCUCCUCGGAGCUGUCAUCAAUAACUAUCCAGUACCGUGUUUGGGAGGAGCAGCUGGCGGGAACCCAGGUCGGCCGGCUGGUGGACGACCUCCGACAGAGGGAUGAAGGUGGCCUGCUGGAGGAUUUCCAGGUGGUGGAGCAGGGAAAAGCCCUUCCUUUCUCCGUCACCACUCGAGACGGGGUCGUCUCCACCCAGGGCCGGGUGGACAGGGAGGAGCUUUGCCGCGGGUCGGACCUGUGCGAGGUGGCCUUCAGCGUCCUGUACAGGAAAAGCGGCGCCGUGAACUGCCUGCGGGUUCGUGUGGAGGUGAUGGACUUGAACGACCACGGUCCCAGCUUUCCCAGCGCUCUGCAAGAAGUGGAGAUCUCGGAGACUGCCAACCUCAGGAUGCGGAUCCCUUUGGACCGGGCAGUGGAUCCGGAUGCCGGACCCAACGGCCUCCAGACCUACUCGCUGUCUGUCAACCAACACUUUGCUCUGGAUGUGACUGUUGGUCCAGGUGGGACAAAACAGGCGGAGCUGGUGGUGAUUAAAGAGCUGGACAGGGAGGUUCAGCACUCCUUUGACCUCACCUUGCUUGCUUGGGAUAAAGGGAAUCCACCGAAAUCCGGGAGCACAUUAGUCCGGGUUAACAUUCAGGACUCCAAUGAUAACAGCCCCACGUUUGAGGACAGCAGCCCCACUGUGGAACUACCUGAGGAUACAGCUAUUGGGACAACCAUCAUCAAGCUGAAAGCCACUGAUCCAGACCAGGGCGCCAAUGGGGAGGUGGAAUACUUGUUCAGUAAACACACUCGUCCAGAUGUUCAGAAACUCUUCAAUGUGGAUCCUCAAACCGGAGCUGUGAGCCUCAAAGCACCUCUGGAUUAUGAGGCUCAGUCUUCUUAUGAAGUGAUCGUACAGGCCAGCGACCGUGGGCCCAACGCCAUCCCCUCUCACUGCAAACUGCACGUCAAGCUUAUCGAUGUUAACGACAAUGCACCAAGGAUACGCAUGACCUGGACGCCACCCAACUCACCUGUGGCAACCAUGAUGGAAGGAGCACCAGUGGACACUUUCCUUGCCCUGGUGACGGUCUCUGAUGCAGAUUCAGGAGGAAAUGGACAAGUGAAUGCAGUCAUUAAGGAAGGGUCUGGCCCGUUCCGCCUUAAACAGAUCCACGGCGGCAAUUACAUGAUCAUCACCGAUGGCCAUCUGGAUCGAGAGAAGAUCAUGCAGUACAACAUCACGCUCCUCGCUCGGGAUAAUGGAGCUCCCUCACUGUCUUGUGUUGAGCACCUGCCUGUCCACGUUUUGGACGAGAACGACAACUCCCCCGUCUUCUCCACCUCCGUCUACAAGGCCUCCUUCAAGGAGAACAACGUGGCAGGCUACCAUGCUCUCAAAGUCGAAGCCCACGACGUUGACCAGGACCUCAGUGGAAGAGUGUCCUACUUUAUGAGCAACUCCAUCGACCAGGAGGCUAAAACACAGUCUUUCUCAAUUCACCCCAAAACUGGAGUGAUUAGUGUGCAGGAACCUUUGGACUACGAGGAAUCUCACGAAUUCUCUUUCCUUGUGGAGGCUGUUGACCACGGACAUCCACCGCUGACAAGCACGGCCACUGUGCAGAUCAACAUUGAGGAUGUAAAUGACAACUAUCCGGUCCUAAAAGAGCCGAAACCGAGAAAGGGCGUGGCUUCUCUAAGUGUACCUGUCAAUGCUUACAAAGGGGAGAUAGUGACCGAACUGGGGAACGACAUAGACGAGGGAACUGCCACUCUAACAGUCGAUCACUCAGUCAGAGAGGGGUCCAUUGGGUUCCUUGCAUCCACGAUAAAGGCAGAAGAUGAAGACUCGGGCCUAAACGGAGAACUCCAGUACCUCAUAAUUAAUGGAAACCAGCACGGACUCUUCUCACUGGAUCAGACUACAGGCCAGCUUUUUGUUAACACCACUAACGCUACUGAACUUAUCGGGAAAACCUUCAAGGUGGACAUUUCCGUGUCUGACAUGGGCACUCCCAGCCUGGCCACAAAGGCGGCUCUGGAGGUGACUUUCAUCAACCUUAAGGACCAUCUAAAGAACUCGUCACCAGGAAACCGUGGCCAGCUCAGCUUCACCAUGAUGAUGGCGAUCUGUCUGGGCGCUACAUGCCUGCUUCUCCUGCUCGCCAUUGCUUUGGUGACGACGUUCUGCCGCCCAGAGAAACGGGACAACCGGGCCUACAACUGCAGACAGGCUGAGUCCAGCUACACCCGCCAUCCUCGACGUCCUCAGAAGAACAUCAGAAAGUCUGACAUUCAGCUCAUUCCCGUCAUCCGGGGCCGAAAGGAAGACCAUCCCGAGGACAAUGGAGAAGCCCAACCACUGACUCCACCUUCAGUCUCAGAGGAUCUACCAACCGAGAGGCAGUAUAACUUAAUGCCAUCAGUUCUGAACACGAGCUUCCAUUCCCAAGGCUACGUAGAAGAUGAUGCAACUCCACCGGCCCCCGUUCACUGCAGAACACUCAGGAAACCCGGAAACAUCGAACUGGACGGUGCUUUGCCUCUGACACCAGCCACGUCAUACCGGACUCUUCGCAAAGCCAGAAACCCUUCGUCGUCUUCCUCGGCCUCACAUUCGAGCACCUUGAAGCGGCAGCAUCACCGCGAAGGUAAAGAAGCCGAGCUGCCGAGGUCGCCGUCACAGGCGACUCUCAGGAGGCCGAAGACCUCAGACGGACAAGGAAACCACGACGCAGAACACCGGCAGAUGCUCCGAAACCUGGUUCGCCUGUCCAUGGCUGCGUUCGGAGACUCCAUCGAGCUUUCCUCAGCUUCGCCAGAGGUGCAGCAGAUCUCCCAGCUCCUCUCUCUCCUCCGUCAGGGUCAGCUGCAGCCGAGGCCCAACUUCAGAGGAAACAAAUAUUCUCAUCGUACCGGCAGAUAUGGAGGUCAGGACUGUUCCGACUGGCAGAGCACCAAAGACAGCGGACAUGGAGAAAGCGAAGCCGGAGACAUGGACUGGGAACCUGGAAGAGACUCUCCAAUAGACCCACAACUGGAGGAAGGACUCAACAACCUGCUCAACAACCCCGAUGAUGUUUUCUCAGAGAUCAGCGACCCUUCCUGGAUGGCCAGACUCUCCCUCCCGCUCGCUGGUGAUUACCACGACAACAUGUUCGUCCCCAACGGCCCUCCAUCCCCAGAAAGCGAGCUUCUUCCCCGGGACGGCCUGGACUCCUCCUCCUCCUCCUUCUCCACUUUCGGUAAAACUCCAGAGAAGGACGGUCCGCUAGGUGGCGCUCUGCUGUCGGAGGUCAGCACGCUGUUCGAGAUGCUGAUGACGCAGAAGGCCGACGCCCACCCCGGCCCUCGGCCCGACGUCCUGUAUCGACUGUCGGCUGCGUACCGCCGCUCUCUGGGCCUGGACGGCGCUGCAAACACCACACCAAAGAACUCUGGGAGCGCUGAGAAACCGCCGGGUCUGACUGCAUCCUCAGGACUUUACCAAUAAGUCCAACGUCUGCUCAGCAAACACUGGAAAAGACUGAGAGCAGAGUGUAUGUAGAUAAAGUAUAUGAUUUAAGCUGUAAAUAGGAUGAGGACGAGUCAGUUUCUGUAGAGAGAUGAUGAGGAUGUUUCAGCUCUCCUGUGGCAGGAAGACGACUGAGAGUCUGGUUCUCAGAUGGUGGAAGAACAAGCAGAAGGACAAAGAAAUAUGAUGCAUCGAUAAACUGCAGCUGUCAGACUAAUUCACACACAGCAACACUCUACUGUGUGCCAAACAGCUUCCCUUUUUCUCCCCAAGACACUGUUCCGUUCAACAAGUUGUUUCCCAAAACUAUCAUGAAGAAAUACCCCAGAACUACUGGAGGAAGAUAUAAAAACACUGUCCUGAGUCUCCCCUCGUCAAAGAUCAGAGAAAUGACAGAAGUUCAACAUUAAAUAUUCUGUCAAGACUGAAAAAUCUCUCGCCACAAGGAGAGUGGAUGAAGUUUAACCCUCUGAUUUUUUACAGUUUCAGAGCCAGAAACUGAAUAGAGAGAAAAAAAACCUUCAGAUCUUCUAAUAACUUCCAGAUUCUUUCAGGGAAAAUAACCAAAUUUAAGUGUAUAAAUCAAAAUCACUUCAUUAUCGAAUUAACUCAUUAAGAAGUAUCCAUAAAUACAAGACAUCCUUUAAAAAAGCAACAACUCUGACUCACAAAGAGUUUUUCAGGUGAAUUAGAAAACAAAAAUAUACCAUAUCCAUACAACAAAUGCUGCAAAAAGUGACACAGAAUGGCAAAAAAUUUGACAAAAUGACACAAAUCAAACACAAAACGACCAAACAUUAACCCAAAAAGGAACAAAUGACACACAGAACACCACAAAACUAGAGAAACAAAGCACAAAACAACCAAUUAUGAACCCAAAAAGAACAAGCGAGAGACAAAACGCCACCAAUGAAACACAAAAUAACACAGAAAAAAACACAAACAGACCAAAUACAAAACCAAAAAGGAAAAAAUGAGACCAGAACACCACAAAAUGAGUCAAACAAGACAAAAAAAACAAGAGAAGUCGACAAGAACCUACUGGAUGAAUAAACGGUGAACAGAGCAGCAAGUUGAAGAUACGUCCAGGAUGGUGAAACGUCUUUAAAGUGUUACUGUGAUGAGUGGUGUCAGAAAGAUUUGUCUGUUAAAUGGCUUUCAGUGAAAAAUGGGUCACAGUGAGCAAAAAGGGACAAACACAACGAUCCAUAUUUGAACCUCCACUCCUGCUCUUUUACAAUCUGACCCUAAUGAGCCACCAGGAUGUGAAGCAGAAAAACAAUGCAAGGAAACAGAUCACUCAGGAAAUAAACUACCUCUCUGACGCCAAACACACCCAGAAACCAAAGACAGGAGGGAAGAGGCAGCCGGCCACUUUCAGUCCAUAUGUGGGUCAGUCUUUGUCUGCACCACAAAUUUUACCUUAAAGUUCAUUUAUUCGGUCUGAAAGCUGCUUAGAAAUGGAGGUUUCUGCACCAUCGGACCAGUUUACAGCCACGGGGAUGCAUUAGAAGAGACAGAUCCAGUCAAAAUGGUGCUGCAGCAGAUAAAUCAGUCACUUCAGGUUUAAGAGGAAUGCAAAGGAGGAGAGUGCAAGUAAAGACACAGAUGAUCAAUGUUUUAUUUUAGACUUUAGAUGACUUUAUUGAGCCGUGACAGCAGCAUGGAUGUUCAGUUAUGGGGUAAACUAUAAGAUGACACAGAAUAUUAGGGUAUAAAAAGAUGGUCAAAUAAAAUAAAUUUUAAAAAAAUUAAUUAAAAUAAAAAGAUAUGAUCAAAUUAUAAAAAAAUUAAUAAAUAAAAUAAAAUAAAAUGAAAUAAAGGGAAAAAAGUAAAAAUCUCUAAAAUAUAAUAUGGAAAAAAAAUCAACAGAAGAUGCAAGAGUGAUAUAAUGAUAAUAAGUAAAAAUAUAUAAUACAUAAUAAAUAAAUAAUAAUCUAAAAAUGUAUUAUUGAAAAUAUAUUUAUAAUAUAAUAAUAAAAUAAUAAAAAAAAUUGAAUGUGCUUCUGUUGAUUUGCACAUUCCUGUAGACUCGUUAAAAAAAUCUAAAUACUGUCACUCUUCUAUAUUCUGUAGAUUUUUUGUCAUUAUAUAUAUAUAUAUAUAUAUAUAUAUAUAUAUAUAUAUAUAUAAAAUAUUCAAUUUCUUGUAUUUUAUUUCUUUCAUCUUAUAUAUUUUUAUUUUUAUUUUUCAAAUUCCACACGCAAAAUUUCCCCUUUAAACCAUGAAUAUUUUUAGCGUUUCAGGAAUUACAUAGAGGCAGACUGAAUACUAAAAAUAGAAUAAGAGCAGGAAUCCUGGCUGGAAGAUGAACCUGGUAUUAAAACCUUAUAUUUUACCCUAAAAUGUGACCUAAAAUGCUCUUUAUUUCAAAGUUUUCUCUGGUCAAUUAUCAGACACCAGAUUUCUAUGACUCCAUGCCAAAAAUAUGAACAAACUGGUGCAGUUUUGUUGUUUAAACUGUGAUAUAUCCCACAAUAUUGAUGCAUAAAGUUGGUUUUAGAGCAAAAACAUGCUGAAUAAAAACGAGAUUUUGGUUUUAGAUUGUGACACAUAGAGGGAUGUAAAAUAGAUGUGGUGUUUUUAUGUGUUCUUCAUGUUUCUGUUGCUUCUUCUUUGAAGUUUUGAGGGUCAAAAAAUGCUGAACCAAGUAUUUAAAUUAAAAAUGUGACAUUCUAACCCAGAUCUUUGUACUUCAAAGCUGAAAAUAUUAGUAGUAUGAAGGUGAAACUGUACGUUUGGUCAAAUAUAGUAAAGUUAUUGUGUGAAAGAAGGUUAAUUCAGAUGGUUCAGCUUAUUAUCUCACUACCUGGAGCCUAAAUUGGAAGGGAGCAGAUAAAUUCCGUGUUUUUAAAAUUCUAUUGUUGUGAGCCGGCGACCAGGAGGAAAUGUUGUUUUGUCUUUUUGUUUUUCCCUCAGGACUAAAAAAACAACCAGCUCACUAUGGAAAAGAGAAAAAGUUUCCUCUAAAGUUGUCUUAUCUACAGCUGUUUUUGUCCAUUCCAGCACUUUGUACAUAAUUAUUUUUAUGCAACAACUCUUUUUUUUAUGAAUUUUAAAGUAACUUUUGUAACUUUUUUCAAUAAAAUGUUCAUCAUGUUCAUUUAAAAUGUGGAAGGAUUUCUCUCUUUCUUUCAUUUAUGCCUUAUUUUUAUGAAGAAGACUAUUUUUUUCCUCUGUUUUGGUUUAUUUUGGUGAGAAUAAGGCUGACACAGGUGAACGUGGAUAUUCCAUGUUGAUUCAGUGCUGAGGUGUUUCUGUGUGCAGUGCGCCCUCUAGCGUUUAAAACACACACUUACACCACAGUAUGACGGGGCUGGAGUGGGACUCAUCUUCAGCCUCAGACCGGAACACUUUAGAUCACGACCUACUACUAUUAAAUCAUGUAAUUCUAGCCUUGUCUUGUAAUUCAGUGUGUUUUUCUAAAAUAUUUCCAAUUCAGUGCUAGUAAGGGUUGCUUCACAAAGAGGAUUUAUUCCAACAUGAGUGCACAUCUCCAACAUUAUUCUUUACAGCAAUAUCAGAAUCUAUAUUCUAUUUAAAUGAGUGUUCAAGGAUAUCCAAACCUUAAAAAUGAAAUAACAGUAGAAAUAAAAUGUGUUGCACUUUCUAAUAACACUAUCAUUUCUUUUUCCUCUGCAAGGAAACAGUUCCAUCACAACUUAAAUUUCACUAAUAUUCGAACAUCAGUUAAAGGGAUAAUCUCCAACACUAUUCUUUACAACAUCACAAUGUCCUUUUUUGCAAUAUCAAAUAUCAAGCAAAUCAGUGUUCACAGAUAUCUAAUGCUCAUGAAUAAAGAAUAAAGAUUGA